Messenger RNA from Talaromyces amestolkiae, 1038 nucleotides. RefSeq lists its product as uncharacterized. Bases 1 to 1038 code for a protein of 345 amino acids. The record is from RefSeq and is a predicted model, not a curated record. The transcript has 3 exons. NCBI's taxonomy places the organism in Eukaryota, Fungi, Ascomycota, Eurotiomycetes, Eurotiales, Trichocomaceae.
AUGGACGACGACUCCUUCUUCCUCUACGGUAUUGGCGAGAAACCGGAUGCCCUGACUCUCGGUAGUUUGGUACUGGAGAAGUACUGGAUGCCCCUCAUCGCGCGGCAUUACACACAUGAUCCACUCCGAGGAGAGAAACUAGAGUCCCAUGCCUGGACAAGUAAACUCAACAACCUCGUCCUCCACGGCCGCACGCGCUUCACCCCAGGCAUCGGCGUAAGCGGCUUCGACAUUGUCGAUUUGCGCCUCGCUUGGAACAAAGAUCAGGAGCGCUAUGUGACUGCCAAAUCAGGGCAAAAAUUAACCCUAAAAGACCCAGAAACAUUCCUAACAACCCAAGUCCUAUCCAACCCUCAAGCCCGCGCCACCCUAAAACUAUGGCUCUCCUCCGCCCGCAGCGACUACGUAAUGAACAUGCGGUGGGCGCGGCGACCCAAAAUCUGGUUUCUCACGGGCCUUUACAUGCUCUCAGACGCACACACAAUCGUCCGCAAAUCGUCUUCGUCUAGCAUCGACGUCGGUCUCAGUUCUGCGAUUGUCGGCGCAUUGAGUGGUGUUCCCGUCGGCGGAUCGGUCUCGUUGGGACAGGGCGAUGCGUGGGAAAUGGCCAUGGGGAUGGAAGGGGAGCAUGUUUGGGCUGCGCAGUACCGUCUGCUGGACGCGAAAUAUAUCUCUGCCUCCUCCUCAUCGUCGCUGAGGAAGGACGUGGAGGUGGCGACUAUGUCGUUGUAUAAGGAUAUCCUGAGCGUGCGGAAUAGACGCACGGCGAGUCAGAUUGCGAGAGGUGCGGUGGAUGUGGAUGUUGAGUUGGGAUUGGAGCCGUUGGUUGAUACGGCGGAUGUAGUAGUUGCGGAGGAUGCGGCGCCGAUGAAUCGGACAGCGGAAGUCGUCGCUCUUGUUCCGCAGGAGGACAACGAAGCGAACGCUGCUGAAGAAGAUGAGGAAGAAGAUGAAGCGUCGUUUGAGGAAUAUGAAAAGAGACUUGAGGAGGCUAUCCGGAUGUUUGAGGUUGCGCCUCCGCGGUUUCUUGAGCGGUGA